Messenger RNA from Dovyalis caffra, 288 nucleotides. Lineage: Eukaryota; Viridiplantae; Streptophyta; Magnoliopsida; Malpighiales; Salicaceae. The record is from the annotation of a GenBank genome assembly.
AUGAAAGCCUUCAAACCAUGUGAAGAAAUCAUGAGAAGAUUUGAGCUUUUGGCUCAGCAGGUAGUAUCAUACGCCUCCAUGCUUAAACAGUGGGGCAAGCAUCUUAAAGCCUGCACCACCACCACCACCACCACCACCACCCAUGAAAGAGAAUCAUCCCACAUGAAUGGGCCUCCUUAUGUUAUGCAUGACGACAGUGAUGAUAUCUGUCAUCAAUGGAACAAACUAUGGGGAAUUGACCUAUCACAAUCUACAGCUCUGGUUGUCGAUCAGGCAAGGAUCAAUUAG